This is a messenger RNA of Linum tenue, 4362 nucleotides long. Lineage: Eukaryota; Viridiplantae; Streptophyta; Magnoliopsida; Malpighiales; Linaceae. The record is from the annotation of a GenBank genome assembly.
CCCACCGAAAAUGUUCUGCCCCCGAUAUCUUUCUUCCUCAGUUCUCUUCCGAGACCGACCCGAAAACCCUCUGCAGUUGCAACCCAAAUAAUUAAACCGAAGAAAUGGAGGACAAACCGGCGGGCAGUCCAGCGGCGGCGACGCCAGGAGCAGAGGCGCCGGCGUCCGCGGAUCCACCAUCGUCGCGGCGCCGAGCUGGAGGGCUGAAAAGGAAGGCCAGCUCGCUGUCGACCUCCACCUCUUCCUCCUCCACUCCUUCCAAGCGGAUGACCCGAGAGAAAGCGGCGAUGUCGCUCUCCCAGGCUCAAAUUCACAAUGGCCCCUUCACUAGGGCGUCCCGGCACGGCCCCAGCACCUUCGGCUCUUCCUCCGAUGGCAGUGGGGCUGCUGGCGGAGUGAAGCUCGAGGAGAAGGAAAGGGCCGGUUUGGCGGCGGCGAUGGCGGAUGCUGCGGAGGAGGAGGAGCGGAACAGAUUGGAGGAGUUGGGGAAGAAGAUUGAGGCGGAGUUUGAAGCUGUUAGAUCUCGGGAUUCUAAUGCGCAUGUGGUGCCCAAUCACUGCGGGUGGUUUUCAUGGUCAAAAGUUCACCCUCUUGAGGAACGUGCAUUGCCUAUGUUCUUCAAUGGGAAGUCUCCUGAUCGAACUCCUGCUACAUACAUGGAGAUACGCAAUUGGAUUGUGCAGAAGUUCCAUACGAACCCAAAUGAACAAAUUGAGUUGAAAGAUCUAUCAGAUCUUGAAGUCGCAGACUUGGAGGCAAGGCAGGAUGUGUUAGAGUUCUUGGACUACUGGGGAUUGAUUAAUUUCCACCCUUUCCCACCAAUGGCAGAUACUUCUGAAAAUUCUGAGGGUGUAGAAACAGCACCUAAUGAUUUAUUGCUUGAGAAGUUAUUCCGGUUUGGACCAGUUCCCUCGUGCACAGAAGUUGCUCCCAAGCUGAGCUCCACUACUACAUCUAUGUCAUCUGGAUUGUUUCCAGAUUCUACAACUGCGGAAGAGUUGCUCUGGCCUGAGGGACCAUCAGUGGAGUACCACUGUAAUUCUUGCUCAGCUGAUUGCUCUCGCAAGCGCUACCACUGUCAGAAGCAGGCUGAUUAUGAUUUGUGUUCCGAUUGCUUUAAAAAUGGGAAGUUUGACCCGGACAUGUCGUCCUCAGAUUUUAUUCUCAUGGAACCUGCUGAGGCUCCUGGGCUUAAUGGAGGAAAUUGGACAGAUCAAGAGACCCUGCUUCUUCUCGAGGCAUUGGAAAUUUAUAAAGAAAACUGGAAUGAGAUUGCAGAGCAUGUUGCAACAAAGACAAAGGCUCAGUGUAUCUUGCACUUUGUUCAAAUGCCAAUUGAGGAUGCUUUUUUGGAUUCCAAUAAUGUGGAGGACAGCGCGAAGGAAAUAGCUGACACGAGUGCAACAAAUGAAACUGCUCCUGAAACAAGCAAUGUUAAAACUGGUUCAAAAGAGGAGCAGAGUCAGACAUCUCCUAUGGAGACUUCAAACCCAGAAGCUACCAAUGAAGUGAAAGACAUUUCUGAGAAUGGCAACGAAGGAAAGGAAGCCCCUCAAGUUUCAAAAUUGGAGGCUGAUGAAGGGAAAACAAUCUCAGAAACUCCAAAACCAGAUGCUGGUGAAGGAAAAGCUAGUGAAGAAGAUGUUGCACUAAGAGCUCUAACGGAAGCAUUUGAGGCUGUUGGUUAUGCAUCUAGUCCUGGUUUAUCGUUUGCUGAAGUCGGAAAUCCAGUCAUGGCUAUGGCAAUAUUUUUUGUCAGAUUGGUUGGAGGGGAUGUUGCUUCAGCUUCUGCUCGCAUUUCUCUAAAAUCAUUGUCAAGCAGUUCUCCUGGACUGCAGCUCGCAGCACGGCAUUGCUUUCUUUUGGAAGAUCCACCAGAUACCAAAAUGGAACAAGGAGAUGGUGAUGGUGAUGUGAAAGAGAAGACUGAACAGAACGAUGCUCCCAUUGGAAACCAAGAUGAUAAGGAGCCAGCAAAUACUCCUACUUUAGAUCCAGAUGUUUUGGUAACAGCAAGUGAACCAGAUAAUGAUAAAAACAAGGGUUCUUCUACAGAUGAAAACAAAUUGGUGGAUUCUCCAAAUGAUGAAUCCAAUGAAAAGGAAAAGACUACAGAAGAAGUAGGUCUUGGAGACCGUAAAGAGGCGGGUGAAACUCACGUGUCAAGUGAACUAGGUAAUUCGGACCAACCACUAGGCACUGGGGAGGAAUUGCAACCUAAGUCGGAAUCCCCUGCAGAGUCUGUGAAGAAGCAAGAAUCCUCUACAGAGCCAGUGAAGGAGCAACAGAAAGGAUCUUCUGCUGCUGAUCAUUCUCAGGAUAAAGAGAUGGGUGAAAAUGUAGAGAUGGUGUCUGAUGCAGAGAAAAAUGAACCAUCUUCUACAUCACUGGCUGGUGAAGUCCUUGAUCAAGCUGCUGCUGUGGUUUCAAAAAAUGUAGAAGGCAAUGUGUCAGAUGCUAUUCCCAUGGAUAAAGAUGAGAAGCAGGAGCAAGUGAAACCGAGUUUGACAGUUGAAGAUAAAGUUCAACCUGAGGAUAUUGACAUGCCAUCUUCUCAACCUUCUGAACGAAAGCAUGAUGAGAAACCUGAAGGGAAGGAUGAUCAGAAACCAAUCUCUACAAGCAUAGUUAUUGAAGAUGGAGCAACUACAGGGGAGGCUCAGAAAGAUGGUAGUACGAAGGAGAAGUCUGAUUGUGCAGGGACAAAAGAUGGCUGCUGCAAGAUUGAUAAGCUAAAGCGUGCUGGAGUAGCUGCACUUUCAGCAGCUACUGUGAAGGCAAAACUUCUGGCGGAACACGAAGAGGACCAAAUUCGACAGCUUGCUGCGGCACUGAUUGAAAAGCAGUUACAGAAACUUGAAAUGAAGCUGGCUUUCUUCAAUGAUAUGGACACAGUACUUCUGAGGGUAAAGGAGCAGCUGGACAGGUCAAGGCAGAGACUUUACCAAGAGCGAGCACAAAUAAUCGCAACUCGCCUUGGUUUUCCAGCUUCAUCAUCUUCUAAACCACCUGCCCAUCCUGCUCUAGCUGCCAACAGAAUUGCAAUGAACUUUGCAAAUGCAUUUCCAAGGCCACCGAUGGGAUUGACUUCUUCACAACUGCCACCGGUUUCCAGACCCAUGGGAGGUGGUGGGGUGGGGAAUAAUGCUUCUUCUAACCCUUUUAACCCAACUGUGCCAGUAAAUUCAAUUAUGCCUUCUAGCGAGGAUACACCACUGUCUUCAGUUGAGACAAAGUAGUACUUUUGUGGGAUGCCAGGCACCCAUUGCUUAUUAGAAACCAGCCGUUAUCGGACAUCUUACCAAGUGAGUACUUUCUCUCCUGUAUGCUAACUAUCAGACAACAAUUUCUGCAACUACAUUUAGUGAAUUGUCACUUUUCUUUAUUUCCAUGCAUAUACCUAAGAGAUCUAUAACUUCCUCUGGAUGAGGCCAGUUAACUCAAAAGUCAAAAUGAUAUCUCGUUAGUUUUUUCCGUUGCUGGUCUAUUGGCGCAUCACAAUAACUGGUAAUGCUGCAUGUGUAACAGCAUCACUGAAAUCCAGAUUUUUGUUUUCCAUACUCGAACUGGAUCAAACCAGUAAUUAUAAACGGAGAAGUGUAAAUAGUUGGUGCCUGGAAUUUUUAUACCCAUUAUCGCACACUUGAAUUGCUAGGAUAAAUUCAUCAGUCUCUACUGAUCUUCCAUCCUUGUAGUGAAAUGAUUCCGUUAUUGUCGUUCGAUGUUUCUGUGAUUCAUAUAUUGUCCUUGCUGUUACUGGUGCACUGUGAACGACCGAGUUCCUUAAUUCUAACGGCUUGAUCAUAUCCACAUUCCAGUUCAUUACCAUUAGAAGGUGCUCAAGAAAGCACCCACACAAUGGCUGAUCUCCAGAUGCUGAACCCCCGUAUAUCAUGAAAAGGUUGUAUGCAAUGCAAGCAGCUGAUUUCAAGACGUUAAUGCGCUGUAAGAAGUAAGAAUCAUUGGCUAUGCUUCUUUACCUGAGCAUGAAGAUGGCGAGGCUUUCACUAUCUUAGGCCAGAACUAUAUUGUAGGGUGUUUCUUGAUGUGCAAGUAUUGUAUGUUGUAGAAAUGGCAUGUAGCUUAUAGUGUGAAUUGAUGAUGAUGAUGAUGAUGAUGAUGAUGACAGUAUUGGAGUAUUAACAGUUCUGACCUGCUACUAAUCCUGGUUACUACCAGAUAUGUAACCAAUUAGGGCGGAAAGACAUGUAGAGAAGGGGGUAAAAAAUGUCCUAUGUAUGUUCCUGAAAUUGUGAAUUGCAUAGAUUGGUCGUCUUUGUAUUUGCCUUUUUCCCCCUUUGCCUUCUCCACAGUUCAACCCAAGUGGUGUUUAUUCAAAUAAGCAAAAUCUACUGAAUUCGC